UGCAACCGUGACACCUUUGCUAACUCAUGACGAAGUUCAUGGAUUUCCUUUUGAAAUGAUCAUGACGAGACUGCAACAGUUGGAGUAUCACAUCAUUGAGAAAGAUCUACAAGCUGACGCAAGGAUCACCAGCCUUAUCAGUGCAGUGGAUAAUCUCGUAGUGUCGGUCGACAGGUUGAAUUGGUUAGCACAACAAAGUGGUCAUACGAUCAAUGAGCUUGGUUAUAACGGUAAAAUGAUUGGACAGAAUCUUACCGCUUUGCAACGAGAUGUGAGGGAUUUGCUAGCAAGACAGCAAACGCUUAUCACGCGCCAAGAGCUCAGCCAACUCGCUCUACAAGGACGAUGUAAUGCCACGUUUGAUGGUCUCUCUGGGAGGAAAUACUCUUCCUGCAAGACAUUACCGUUUCGCACAUCCGGAGUGUAUCAGAUUCAUCCGGAAAAAUCGUUCAAGGAGCCGAUGACGGUGUUGUGCGAUCAAGAGUACGACUCGGGAGGAUGGGUUGUCAUACAGCAUCGCUUCGAUGGAUCGACCAACUUCUUGCGUGACUGGAAGGAGUACAAGAAUGGGUUUGGUGAUCUGGAGGGUGAGUUCUGGCUUGGACUUGAUCGUAUUCAUCAGCUCACCUCAUCGAAACCGCAUGAACUGGUGGUGCUUUUGGAGGACUUUGAUGGUAACAGUACCUACGCAAAGUAUGAUCUGUUCGAGAUCGGAGGAGAAAGUCAAAAAUACACGCUGAGCAAGAUAUCGGGAUACAGUGGAACAGCUUCAGAUGGUUUAACUGGCCAAGCUGGAAUGAAGUUUACAACGAUCGAUGCAGACAACGAUACUUGGGACAAAAACUGUGCAGUUGAGUUUACGGGCGCUUGGUGGUACACGGCGUGUCAUAACAGCAACCUCAAUGGGCAAUAUCUCCGGGGUGAAACCAAAUUAUAUGCCAAAGGUAUGACGUGGGCUCCAUUUCGAGGACAGCAUUACUCACUGAAAACGUCAAAGAUGAUGAUAAGACCAACCGAUCAAUAAUAUGCAACAUGCACCAUAUGUUUGUCUCUUCGUGGUACCAGUGAACAAUAUAGAGUAAAUUAAUCAAACCUUAGUAAUACUCUAAUCAGAGUAGUUAACUAGAGUAAUAACUUGUUCGCUCGAAACAUGUACACGGUAUAGGUGAAUGCAUGGAAUCCUCCCGAAAAUACACAACUAACUCCUCACCCGAACCAACGAACCCGUUCAGCUGGAAAGCUGUAACGGAACACACUAUCACACUUCAUCUAUCGACGGAUUUUGGAUAUUGUUGGAAUGCAUCAAUGUGAACGCGAAACUUCACACCGACAGUCAGUGUCGGAAUCACGGAAACAUGUCGGAAAUGGAUGGAAAUGGAAUGCCACCAGUAGCGAGCAGUAGCAGUCAGCAAAUAGCGACAGCGCGCCAUCAUUUCCUCGUUUAUGCAUCCGAUGC
Messenger RNA from Anopheles darlingi, 1456 nucleotides. RefSeq names its product ficolin-2-like. The transcript is spliced from 2 exons. The coding region runs from base 56 to 1024 and encodes 322 amino acids. The record is from RefSeq and is a predicted model, not a curated record. NCBI's taxonomy places the organism in Eukaryota, Metazoa, Arthropoda, Insecta, Diptera, Culicidae.